GUUAAUCGCAGCUCCUCUCGGUGUUCACAGACUUAACGCGGUGCUGCUGCAGCUUCACAGGAGCUCUGCAGAAUGGAGUUCAUCACAGAUGUCUCUGUCAUCAUUGAUGAAGCACUUUACAAAGACCAGCGAAGAUUAAUAAAGAUUCUUCAGCCUUACCGCCCUGAGAAAAAAGCUUCCUGCUAUGUCGUGAGAGGAACAAUGGAGGAGCUGGACAACCUUCGGGCCAAAUUAGUAGCCGAGAGGCGUCAUUCCAGUCCGCUCAGCCGGAGACGAACCAGUCAGCGAGACACUUCACCCAGUAUCAAACCUGUGGAGGUAUCUGGGCUUAUUAUGGCUUACAUUGAUCAAAAAUGUUCGAAGGAACUUAAGAAAAUUCAAGGGACCAGUUUUGUCAUUGAAACACAGCCUGACCUCAGAACAGCGCACAGUAAACCUAGCACCACAGUGUGGGUGACUUUCAGACCUAAACAUGUGUCUGUCAGCCCUGUUCGUGGCGAAUUCGUCAGACAGCGAUUCGUCACAUUCUACCAGAGGACUGCGUCUGACCUGCAGGUCACAUCGGUCCCCUCCACAGCGCACAGAGACCUGCAGAGGACAUUUCCGUGCCUCCUCUUUAACCCCAGCCACAACAGAUCGGAGGUCACAGUGACCGGGCCUUUUGUGCACAUCGCUAAACUGAAAGAGUUCCUGUCACAAAAUAUGCAGAGCUCAAGCAAGAGUCCAGCGAAAAAAGGUCCAGCACGCGCUCCAAGCAGCAGGACCCCACGUCCUCCAUCCACCCCCAGCACACACCCUGAGGAAGAAACAUGUGUCAUCUGUAUGGAAGUGAUGGUCAGCGCAGAGAAACAGACUCUGCGGUGCAAGCACUCGUUCUGCAGAAGCUGUCUGAAAACUGCUUUUGACUACAAGCCUGCGUGCCCGACGUGUGGAGAGUUAUACGGCACUCUGAAGGGGACGCAGCCUGAGGGAGGCAAAAUGGACGUCAGCAGAGGCUCUGCGUCUUUACAAGGAUAUGAGAAAUACGGAACAAUAAUCAUCCAUUAUUAUAUUCCAAGUGGCAUCCAAAAGCGGGAGCAUCCUAACCCCGGGCAGCCGUAUGAAGGCGUGUCCCGCACAGCCUACCUGCCAGACUCCCCUGAAGGCAGACGGACCCUGAAACUGCUGAGGAGAGCCUUCAAUCAGAGAGUCAUCUUCACUGUCGGUCGCUCAACCACCAGCGGCAGAAACAACGUGGUCACAUGGAACGAUAUUCACCACAAAACUGCCACACAUGGAGGACCUACUCACUAUGCAUAUCCAGAUCCUUAUUAUCUCAGCCGAGUUCAAGAUGAACUGAAAGCCAAGGGGAUCGAAUGAGUCACUUUAAGGUUUGUCAACACAUGAAUAUAGAAUUGUAAGGACAUACUGAAUUAUUUUACGAAAAAAUUAUGGGGAGAGGGGAAUAUGGCACAGAAAACUAUGAACCAGGAGAAAUAAAUAAUGUCAUUCUAC
This is a messenger RNA of Plectropomus leopardus (leopard coralgrouper), 1494 nucleotides long. RefSeq lists its product as uncharacterized. NCBI's taxonomy places the organism in Eukaryota, Metazoa, Chordata, Actinopteri, Perciformes, Serranidae. The record is from RefSeq and is a predicted model, not a curated record. Gene Ontology annotation, biological process: Notch signaling pathway; protein ubiquitination.